This is a messenger RNA of Pogona vitticeps (central bearded dragon), 2534 nucleotides long. RefSeq names its product denticleless E3 ubiquitin protein ligase adapter (gene DTL). Gene Ontology annotation, biological process: proteasome-mediated ubiquitin-dependent protein catabolic process; mitotic G2 DNA damage checkpoint signaling. Lineage: Eukaryota; Metazoa; Chordata; Lepidosauria; Squamata; Agamidae. Gene Ontology annotation, molecular function: protein-macromolecule adaptor activity; protein binding. The record is from RefSeq and is a predicted model, not a curated record. Gene Ontology annotation, cellular component: nucleus.
AUCACUUUGGCGCGUACUUCGUUCUGGCGGGAGUUUAGGCUAGCAAGAGAAAGAGUCUCUGCUGGGCUUCCGGCGAACGGUUCGUGGGGAGUCUGUCGGGUUGGGGGUCUGCCGUCGCCGCCGCUAUGCUGUGUCGCUCCCUGUUUCAUCGGUGCCAGUCGGGGCCGCACGGUCUGCUGUCAAGGCUUUCCUUACACCAUCUUUUAGAAAGUUAUUGCUGUACUACAGAAGAUGAUCAUCCUUCCUAUGGAGAAAUGGGAAUGCCAGUUCCUCCUUUUGGCUGCACAUUUUCAACAGCUCCAGACGUGGAACACAUCCUUGCAGUUGCAAAUGAAGAAGGAUUUGUUAGGCUGUAUGAUACACAUGCCUGUACAAGCAGCAAGCAAGUUUUCAGAGAGUGGCAGGCUCACUCAAAUGCUGUUUUUGAUCUUGCAUGGAUGCCCAGGGAACAUAAAAUUGUUACUGCUUCAGGAGACCAGACUGCUAAAGUAUGGGAUGUAAGGACUGGUGAACUACUCGGAGUGUGCAAAGGACACCAGUGCAGCCUCAAGUCAGUGGCUUUCUCUAAAUUUGAGAGAGCUGUGUUCUGCACUGGAGGAAGAGAUGGAAACAUCAUGGUCUGGGACACUCGGUGCAAUAAGAAAGAUGGAUUUUACAGACAAGUGAAACAAAUAAGUGGAGCCCACAACAUAUUAGAUAAGCAGACACCAUCCAAACUAAAGAAGAAAAAGCAGAAUGUGAGAGGGCUUGCUCCUUCAGUGGACUUCCAACAGAGUGUGACAGUGGUGUUGCUUCAGAAUGAACACACCUUGAUUUCAGCAGGAGCAGUUGAUGGAGUAAUCAAGAUAUGGGACCUGCGCAAGAACUACACUGUGUAUCAUCAGGAUCCAGUGCCAUCCAGGUCUUUCAGCUACCCUGGGACCUGCACACGUAAACUUGGUUAUUCUAGUCUUGUUCUGGACUCCACUGGUACCUGCUUAUUCGCUAACUGUACUGAUGACAACAUAUACAUGUUCAGUUUGCUUAGUCUGAAGACCACUCCAGUGUCAGUUUUCAGUGGACAUCAGAACUCCAGUUUCUACGUUAAGUCCAGCAUCAGCCCAGAUGACCAGUUCCUGAUCAGUGGCUCAAGUGACCAGAAUGCAUAUAUCUGGAAGGUGUCUCAGCCCCAGUUUCCUCCCAUCGUACUUCAAGGCCAUUUGCAAGAAGUCACCUCUGUUGCCUGGUGCCCUUCUGAUUUCUCUAAGAUUUCCACAUGUUCAGAUGACAACACUGUCAAGAUUUGGCGUUUAAGACGGCACGCCAGUCAAGAGAACUGGCCAGACAAAAGUAGCAUGGUGGGUUGGACUCGCCAAAAGAAAGUGGCAGAACAAAAGGAAAUAGGAUUUGUAAAAAGAAGACCCAGCACUCCUGCUAAAGUUCUCCCAGUGGGCAGCCCCCCCGUUUCUUCACCACAACCGGCUGCUUGUGCUCCAGCUUACGCGGGAGAUCUUCCUCUUCCUACCAAUACACCCACGUGCUCUUCAGCCAAGAUCCCCAUGUCCACACCUGACAUUCCGGCGGGGCAGCAGAAGGCAACACCUUCGGGCGUUUCGUCCAGACCAGCAGCAUCAGCCUCGGCAGUGUCCAUUAAACGGUGGGUUACCAAGACUCCGAGCCCAUGUCCUGCGAAGGGAAUGAAGGUGCCUUCUUCGCACACAAUAACAGCAACAAUUUCUGAAACAGCUUCUGCCUCCAAAUCACCACACGUGAGGUCUGAAGUGCGAGCCAAGAGGAGGCUAGAAUCCAGCAAGGAAGGAAAUGUGAACUGUCUGAGAAGUUGCAACUGUGUGGCUGCACUUCACCCAGUGUGUAAAAAAUCCCGGCUAGAUUCGUUCGAAGGAGGCUCAGAGUCUCUUGAGGAAGUCUGCCAGACCGUGUAUGGAGUAGCACAAGCCAUUCAAAGCCUGAAAGAGCCGGCUGCCUCUGUUUCUUCUACAGACUUCCUAAACCUUCCAUGUCCUUUCAAGUCCUCCAGUGUCAAAAUAGCCAACAAGGAGAAUGGUUUUCCUCCCAAAAGAAACUGGCUGUCUCUUUUGGUGAAUAAACUACAGACUAACAAGUCUCAAAGCCCAAAUGGGUCAGGCAGCAGCACUCGGUUGUUGCAGGAUUCAAGCAUAAGGCAACAGGAAGGCAGGACAGGAGCAGCAUCACCAGGAUCUAUCUCGGCUACUUCUGUGCCCAUGAGGAAGAUCUCAACAUACUUCAGGCAAAAAUUAGAAAAAAACUGAACAGCGUUGUCCCUCCAGAUAAGCGAUAAUGUACUGUGUGUUGUGCUACUGUGGGUGCUAACGGAUAUCCUCGGAUCUCAGUUAAAAACAAGAGUUUGCCUUCCUGGAUGUUAGAAACCCGUUCAUUUGUGGCAGUUAAUUAGUUCAGAACUGCUACAGAGACAGAUCCAGUUAAUACAUAGGUCCUGGUAGUUUUAAAAAUAUAAGCUCUAAUUCGUUGUUGUGGGUUUUCCAGGCUAUUAUAAGCUUAAUUUUUUAAAAGAA